This is a messenger RNA of Pteronotus mesoamericanus, 2074 nucleotides long. RefSeq names its product calcium/calmodulin dependent protein kinase II beta (gene CAMK2B). The transcript is spliced from 21 exons. Bases 208 to 1839 code for a protein of 543 amino acids. Lineage: Eukaryota; Metazoa; Chordata; Mammalia; Chiroptera; Mormoopidae. Gene Ontology annotation, molecular function: calmodulin binding; calcium/calmodulin-dependent protein kinase activity; ATP binding. Gene Ontology annotation, biological process: protein phosphorylation. The record is from RefSeq and is a predicted model, not a curated record.
CCCCGCGCGUAGGUGUGCGGCGCGUUCCUGGCGGGGACGGAGCGCGCAGAUCUCGCGUGCGCUCGCAGCCCAGCCCGGCCCCCGCCCGGCGCCGCGAGCCGAGGUGUCGCCCGCGCCCGCGUCGCCGCCGUGCCCGCGAGCGGGAGCCGGAGUCGCCGCCGCCGCCCGAGUGCAGAAGAGCGCACGCCGAGGCUGUCUGUCACCGCCAUGGCCACUACGGUGACCUGCACUCGCUUCACCGACGAGUACCAGCUCUACGAGGAUAUUGGCAAGGGGGCGUUCUCUGUGGUCCGACGCUGCGUCAAGCUCUGUACCGGCCAUGAGUACGCAGCCAAGAUCAUCAACACCAAGAAGCUCUCGGCCCGAGAUCACCAGAAGCUGGAGAGAGAGGCUCGAAUCUGCCGCCUUCUGAAGCACUCCAACAUCGUGCGUCUCCAUGACAGCAUCUCCGAGGAAGGGUUCCACUACCUCGUCUUCGACCUCGUCACCGGCGGGGAGCUCUUCGAGGACAUUGUGGCCAGAGAGUACUACAGUGAGGCGGAUGCCAGUCACUGCAUCCAGCAGAUCCUGGAGGCGGUUCUCCAUUGCCACCAAAUGGGGGUCGUCCACAGGGACCUCAAGCCUGAGAACCUGCUCCUGGCCAGCAAGUGCAAGGGGGCGGCCGUGAAGCUGGCAGACUUCGGCCUGGCUAUCGAGGUGCAGGGGGACCAGCAGGCUUGGUUCGGGUUCGCCGGCACGCCGGGCUACCUGUCCCCCGAGGUGCUGCGCAAGGAGGCCUACGGCAAGCCGGUGGACAUCUGGGCGUGCGGCGUGAUCCUGUACAUCCUGCUGGUGGGCUACCCGCCCUUCUGGGACGAGGACCAGCACAAGCUGUACCAGCAGAUCAAGGCCGGCGCCUACGACUUCCCGUCCCCCGAGUGGGACACAGUCACACCUGAAGCCAAAAACCUCAUCAACCAGAUGCUGACCAUCAACCCCGCCAAGCGCAUCACUGCGCAUGAGGCACUGAAGCACCCAUGGGUCUGCCAACGCUCCACGGUGGCCUCCAUGAUGCACAGGCAGGAGACGGUGGAGUGCCUGAAGAAGUUCAACGCCCGCAGGAAGCUCAAGGGCGCCAUCCUCACCACCAUGCUGGCCACCCGGAAUUUCUCAGUGGGCAGACAGACCACCGCUCCGGCCACAAUGUCCACCGCGGCCUCCGGCGCCCCCGUGGGGCUGGUGGAACAAGCAGCCAAGAGUCUGCUCAACAAGAAAGCGGAUGGAGUCAAGCCUCAGACGAACAGCAGCAAGAACAGCGCAGCCGCCACCAGCCCCAAGGGGGCGCUCCCUCCGGCCGCCCUGGAGCCUCAAAGCACCGUCAUUCAUAACCCUGUGGAUGGGAUCAAGGAGUCGUCCGACAGCACCCACACCACCAUAGAGGACGAGGACACAAAAGCGCGGAAGCAGGAGAUCAUCAAGAUCACUGAGCAGCUCAUUGAGGCUGUGAACAAUGGCGACUUCGAGGCCUACGCGAAAAUCUGCGACCCAGGCCUGACCUCAUUUGAGCCUGAAGCUUUGGGCAACCUGGUCGAAGGGAUGGAUUUUCACAGGUUCUACUUCGAGAACUUGCUCGCCAAAAACAGCAAGCCGAUCCACACGACCAUCUUGAACCCGCACGUGCACGUCAUCGGGGAGGACGCCGCCUGCAUCGCCUACAUCCGCCUCACGCAGUACAUCGACGGCCAGGGCCGGCCCCGCACCAGCCAGUCCGAGGAAACCCGCGUGUGGCACCGCCGCGACGGCAAGUGGCAGAACGUGCACUUCCACUGCUCGGGCGCGCCCGUAGCUCCGCUGCAGUGAAGAGCCCGACGGAUCGCGUUCGGCGCGCAGCCGCCCUGGCGCACGGCCUGCCUGUCGCAUGUUUGUGUCUGCCUCUUCCUCCCCGGUGCCUGUGUCUGCAGAAAACCAAGACCAGAUGUGAUUUCUUUUUAAAAACAAGAUGACAGCAACAACCACACACACACACACACACACACACACACACGAUGUCGGAUGAAAUGGGAAACAAACUAAACAAAGGAAAAAGCUGUAAAAA